Molecule: messenger RNA, 3462 nt
Organism: Candida dubliniensis CD36
Lineage: Eukaryota; Fungi; Ascomycota; Pichiomycetes; Serinales; Debaryomycetaceae
Product: E3 ubiquitin-protein ligase
Exons: 1
Coding region: 1-3462 (1153 amino acids)
Cellular component (GO): endoplasmic reticulum membrane
Molecular function (GO): zinc ion binding
Source: RefSeq, a predicted model, not a curated record
AUGUCAUCAACAGAUCACACAUGUCGUAUAUGUCGUGGUGAAGCAACUUCAUCACAACCUCUAUAUCAUCCAUGCAAAUGUCGAGGGUCAAUCAAAUAUAUUCAUCAAGAUUGUUUGAUGGAAUGGUUGAAACAUUCAAACAAAUCCACUGAGAAAUGUGACAUUUGUAACUCCCCUUAUAAGUUUAAGAUUAUUUAUGACCCAGCAAUGCCACAGUAUAUCCCACUUGAUUUGAUUUGGAAAAAAUUCCUACAAAUCACAUCUUCAACUGUAUUCAAAUCGAUUUCAAUAUCAUUAUACAUACUAUGCAUUGUUAUUCAAGUGCCACUCUUUUGGAAAUUCUCCGGAAGAGUGUAUACAUGGGCCAUAGAUGGAACAUUACCAUUGGUGAACCAGAAGUUUGUCGAUGCCUUGUUAUUUGGUGAAUUUGAUAUUAACACGUAUCUAGCCGACAAACUGCAAACACCAAUACAAUUUUCCUUAAUGAAGUUGAAGAAGUUUUUUGGAUACACCUAUUUCAGUGGAGUGAGAUAUUUAUUUGUUGCGAUAGUGGCUAAUAUAGCUUUAUUUAUUGAACGUGAAUGGGUGGUUAGAGACGAAGGAUAUUUGAAGAUGUUGCACAAAAAAAUAGGUAAAGAGCAUAGAGCCAAGCUUGUGGAUAUGCUACAGAAUGCAUUACAAGAUUUAAGAACAGAUGGGAACAACGGUGAAGAAGAAGCAGCAGCAAAUUUACAGCGGUUAGAAACGUUGGCGACAGCUAUAAAUGAUUUGCAAAAUGAAGAUCGGGAUAUGAAUGUUGCUGCUCGUGGAGAAGCGGCUUUACGAAGAGCUAUUGAUCAAAAUCAACUUUUUGGCAAUGAGGAACAACAACAACAACAACAACAACAACCGCUUUUAAACCAAUUUGAUAAUGGGACUGAUGAGCAAGACGCUUUUCCAACGCACAAUUUCGAUGCACCAGAUAAUAUAAUGCAUAAUGUUUUCAAUGGAAGAAAUGACAUUGGUAGUGAGGACGAAGAGGAACGAGAACAAGAACAAGAACAAGAACAAGAACAAGAAGAUGAAGAUGAAGACGAGGAAGCUGCAGACGUGGCAGCGGCAGCAGCAGCAGUAGCAGCAGCAGGUGCCGAUGGUGGUGUUGUGGGUGAAUUUUUGGAAGCUUUUGGGGUUACUCUAACCUUGAGUACACCAAUUUAUCUCAUGUUUCUUUGUAAUUGCGUUGUUGCUGUUUACUUGUUUCUUAUUUACUUGAUUCCUCACAUGUUGGGAAACACUAUUGUUUCCAUAACUACCUUUUUGUUUAAACUCAUCAAUAUAACCUUAGUGUCAUAUAUUUCUAAACGCAUCCCACUCCCCAAUUAUAUUUAUGAGUUUACUUCCCUGUAUGUUUCUUCCUUGGGCACAUUCAACGCAAAUAAAGGUGUUACCUUGAUUGAAAGAAUAUUUAUAUUAGGUCUUGGUUAUGGUUUAAUCUGUACAACUAUUUACAGGUUGAUGAAGUUUUUAGUAUCAGGGCCGAAACCAAUAUCUGGCACUCCGAGAAAGGCAUUUAAAGUAUUGUUUGAAAUCAGUUCAACUGCUAAAGUGUUUUUGAUAUUUGCCAUUGAGAUAUUCUUUUUCCCGGUAUAUUGUGGCUGGUUAUUGGACUUUUGUGCUGCACCUUUGUUUGUUCCUCAGUUUAUCCAAAUUGCUGACAACGGAGAUAAAGUUUUCACAUUUUUAGUUAGUUCAUACUUUGAAAUGAUGCAACUACCUUACUUGAGAGUUUUGUUAUAUUGGGCAAGCGGGACGCUUUAUAUGUUAUUUUUCGCAUUGUAUAUCGGUAUGGUUAGGAGCACAAUAUUGCGUCCAGGGGUUUUGUUUUUCAUAAGAUGUCCAGAUGAUCCAAACACUAGAUUAAUACACGAUGCCUUGGUGAAACCAUUGUCAUUGCAACUUUCACGCAUUUAUUUAACAGCCAAGGUCUAUAGUGCGUUUAUAAUUUUCGGAAUUGGUGGGGUAACAUGGGGAUUACGGUACCUUGUAACUCCCAAAGACAAGGAUUAUAAUGUGUUUUUACCUAUCCAAACUCCAUCAUACUUUACAUAUCUAUUAUUGGCAAUAAUUGUUCCAACAUUAGUUGAUUCUCAAGCAACAGUCACCAAAUAUGUUAGACAAUAUUGGGAACGAGCAUUUGAAAUUUCGGCACAUAAAUUGAGAUUGUCUCAUUUUAUAGUGGGGAAACCCAUUUCAAGUGAAAGAGGAUAUGUUAUUUAUAGAAACAUUUGGUUACAGUUAUUUGGUCUGAAUGUGCAACCUGAUUAUACUCAACCAGUAACCCGCAAGGAAGCUUUGGCAAAAUUUAAACAGGACCCUAAUGCUGUUGCAUUUUUUGUCCCUGAUGGGAAUUAUGUUAGGGCUCCUGCCAAUGAUACGAUUUCCAGAAAGUUUGUGAAAAAAUUAUUUGUUGCAGUAUCCAAAGAUGAUAGAUUAUUACAGGAAGUCAAAGAAGCGCCCAAACGCAGUGGUUAUGAAACACCUACUUCGGAUGAAGAUGAAGAUACCACGACUACAACCACUGAUGAUGCUUACACAAUUGUUUAUAGACCACCUAAUUUCAAAUUAAGAUGUUUUGCAUUAAUUCUCAUGCUUUGGGUAUUUUCCAUAAUUAUAAUUUUACCCGUGCUUUUAUUUGCGGUUGUUCUUGGACGUCCAGUAUUAAGAGCUAAUCUGAUUAUUAUUGAUCAAUUACCACAUAUCAAUAUUGAUGAGUUGACUAACAUGGAUUGGAGAUUAACAGACAUAGGUUCAAUUGUAAUAGGAUUGGCUAUUGAAUUACAAGCAUUGAUUUAUUAUGACAAGAAUUUAGCAGCCGAUGCACCAAACCAUGAAGGUGGAAAUGAAAUCCAACAAGCAGCAAAUCCCGUACAAGGCAUGUUAUUGCAAGGUAACUUAUUAAAUCAAGCUUUCAAUAGAUUACCUGCUCCAGUACUAUAUACUUUACCUAGUCUGAUGUUAUGGAUUAUAUGGAUACUUACUAUUCAUAAAUUAUGUGUCGAUCAACCAAUACGGUAUAUGACAGGGAAUUUGCAAAUUGAAUUUUUAUUGAAUUUUAAAACUUUAUUGAUUCAUUUUUUCGUUUCCUUUUGGACUAUUUUACCAGCAUUAAUUUAUAUAACUCGAAGAAUCCCCGUGGAAGGUCAUACUGCUUGGCAAACUUUGAAAAGAUGUGGAAUAACUCCAUGUUUACUUAAUUUCAGUAUGGUUCAUAUUCCAGCAUUCAUUGUUCUUUAUAGUCUUAAAUUAUUGGAUAAGACAAACAUUUCCAUUAGUUUCUAUAUUUGGCCCGUUUUAUUUACAUGCUUUGCUUUGGUUAAAUUGAUUACGGAAGGUGCAAAAUUAUAUACAAAUAUCAAUGACCAAGUAAAACAAGAAAAAUAUGUUAAGGGUAGAGCUAUUGAAAAUGUUGAAGAUGAUGAAUGA